Colletotrichum navitas is the source of this 483-nucleotide messenger RNA. RefSeq lists its product as uncharacterized. The coding region runs from base 1 to 483 and encodes 160 amino acids. NCBI's taxonomy places the organism in Eukaryota, Fungi, Ascomycota, Sordariomycetes, Glomerellales, Glomerellaceae. The record is from RefSeq and is a predicted model, not a curated record. The transcript has 2 exons.
AUGAAGUUUUCAAUCGUCGCUCUUGCCUUGUCAGGUGGUGCGUCAGCGUUGCCUGCUUUUAGCAGCCUUGUAGCUCGCCAACCAACAGACCUGACCAACCGGAAAGUCGAAUUCAAGGGCGCCGCCCCUUCACUGAUCGAUGGCAUGAGCCUCUCCCGCGCCGAAACAGUGGCCGUACGAGAUGAAUUAGUGGCGAACACAGGAAAGAGGAGCUCGGUGGCAGAGCCAAGGGAGGCCGCACCUCCUGCACCAGGUGCCGGGUUUCGGACGGAGGCAAUAGGCGACAAAACAGAAAACCCGACGACCGGGUUGACGGACUCGGAUGCGGCUGAGAUUGUUACUUCGAUCGAUUUCAGUGACAAGAAUGCGCCUGGGUCGCUGAAUGCCAAGGGCCAGAGGAACCCGUUGCCGGGGUUGACUGCUGAUAUGACGGAUGCUAUCAUAAAGCAGGGGCAGGCAGCUCUGAAGGAAGCCGGUGCGUGA